Vanessa tameamea is the source of this 315-nucleotide messenger RNA. RefSeq lists its product as uncharacterized. NCBI's taxonomy places the organism in Eukaryota, Metazoa, Arthropoda, Insecta, Lepidoptera, Nymphalidae. The transcript has a single exon. Bases 1 to 315 code for a protein of 104 amino acids. The record is from RefSeq and is a predicted model, not a curated record.
AUGGCGGCGACACUUCUUGCGAGCGAUCCGCCCUGGGAACUACAGGCGGAAGCGCUUGCGGUAGUGUACCGGUUCCGGGUGGAAGCAAGGUCAAGCGGCAAUUGUCCAGGACUGGUGGAGGUAAAGCGAGUCAGGGCUCUAGCUCAGCGAGCCUUGAUUAGAAGGUGGAAGGAGGACCUGGGUUCCGCCUCGGCAGGCCUGGCGAUAGUGGAGGCUAUCCGUCCCCACUUGAGUCGCUGGGUGGAACGAAGACACGGCACGCUCUCAUUCAGGCUGACGCAGGUGCUUACCGGGCACGGCUGCUUCGGUAGGUAA